Postia placenta MAD-698-R-SB12 is the source of this 378-nucleotide messenger RNA. RefSeq lists its product as hypothetical. The transcript has a single exon. Lineage: Eukaryota; Fungi; Basidiomycota; Agaricomycetes; Polyporales; Adustoporiaceae. The record is from RefSeq and is a predicted model, not a curated record. The coding region runs from base 1 to 378 and encodes 125 amino acids.
AUGGGCGGCGAGGGUGAUGGUGAGGACGAGGAGACAGAGGACGACUCACGGGGGGGACAUGCUUGCGGGCAGGGCUGGUGGCUGGCAGCGCGGGCGAGCGAGCGCGGACUGCGCGCGGACGUUGCGGGCAGGGGCAAUGGCAAGAAGGAGGGGAUGAGUUGUGUGAGGGACACGUGCGCUCAAUCUGCGAGCGGACGCUCACAGUGCGAUGAGAGCAGCCAGGAGCAGAGGUUGAGACGGAAGAACAGGCAGGUGGUGUCGAAAGCGCGCAAGCGCUAUGUCGCUGAGCUCGCGUCAGGCGUCGGCGGGUCUGUGUACUGGAGACGUGCGGGGCGGCGGGGUGCGGCGCGUACAUUGCGGGUCUUCGGACUCGAUUGA